AUGGUGUGGAGGAUGGGUGAGAAGGGGCUGAAGCAGGAGGCAGGGAACCCAGCUCAAGGUGAUUAUGGCAGCCCUGUGUUUGAGAACAAAGAUAAGAUUGUGAUCAUCAUGGAAUAUGCGAGCAAAGGCGAGCUGUACGAUUACAUCAGCGAGCGGAGACGCCUGAGCGAGCGGGAGACCAGACACUUCUUCCGGCAGAUCGUGUCCGCCGUGCACUAUUGUCACAAGAAUGGUGUGGUCCACCGGGACUUGAAGCUGGAAAAUAUACUGCUCGAUGACAACUGCAAUAUUAAGAUUGCUGACUUUGGGCUUUCCAACCUGUACCAGAAGGACAAGUUCUUGCAAACGUUUUGCGGGAGCCCACUCUACGCGUCUCCUGAAAUUGUCAAUGGGAGACCUUACCGAGGGCCAGAGGUGGACAGCUGGGCCCUGGGCGUGUUGCUUUACACUCUCAUUUAUGGAACAAUGCCCUUCGAUGGUUUCGAUCACAAAAACCUCAUUCGGCAGAUCAGCAGUGGAGAGUACCGGGAGCCCACGCAGCCCUCAGAUGCUCGAGGACUCAUUCGGUGGAUGCUGAUGGUGAACCCUGAUCGCCGGGCCACCAUCGAGGACAUUGCCAACCACUGGUGGGUGAACUGGGGCUACAAGAGCAGCGUCUGUGACUGCGAUGCCCUUCACGACUCCGAGUCCCCGCUGUUGGCACGGAUCAUUGACUGGCACCACCGUUCCACUGGGCUGCAGGCUGAGGCCGAAGCCAAAAUUAAGGGCCUGGCCAAACCCGGGGCCUCUGAGGUCAUGCUGGAGCGACAGCGGUCGCUGAAGAAGUCCAAGAAAGAGAAUGACUUUGCCCAGUCUGGCCAGGACUCAGUGCCGGAAAGCCCAUCCAAGUUAAGUUCCAAGAGGCCCAAGGGGAUCCUGAAGAAACGAAGUAACAGUGAACAUCGCUCUCACAGCACUGGCUUCAUUGAAGGCGUCGUGGGUCCUGCCUUACCAUCUGCUUUCAAGAUGGACCAGGACUUGUGCCGGACUGGUGUGCCCCUCCCGAGCUCCCCUGAUGCAGAGGUGCCGGUAAAACUCAGUCCCAAACAGUCGGCCACCAUGCCCAAGAAAGGCAUCUUGAAAAAGACCCAGCAGAGAGAAUCGGGUUACUACUCGUCCCCAGAACGCAGUGAGUCUUCCGAGCUGUUGGACAGUAAUGACGGGGUGGGCAGCAGCAUCCCUUCCCCCAGCCCCCCAGACCCAGCCCGGGUGACCUCCCUCAGCCUCUCCUGCCGGAGGAAGGGCAUCUUGAAACACAGCGGCAAGUACUCAGCGGGCACCAUGGACCCGGUCCUCGUCAGCCCCGAGAUGCCCACACUGGGAUCCUUGUCGGAGCCCGGUGUCCCCACUGAGGGCCUCUCCCGGAGCUAUAGCCGUCCUUCCAGCGUCAUCAGCGAUGACAGCAUCCUGUCCAGCGACUCCUUCGACUUGCUGGAUUUGCAGGAGAAUCGCCCUGCCCGCCAGCGCAUCCGCAGCUGCGUCUCUGCCGAAAACUUCCUCCAGAUCCAGGACUUUGAGGGGCUCCAGAACCGGCCCCGGCCCCAGUACCUGAAACGGUACCGGAACCGGCUGGCAGACAGCAGCUUCUCCCUCCUCACGGACAUGGAUGACGUGACUCAGGUGUACAAGAAAGCGCUGGAGAUCUGCAGCAAGCUCAACUAGCGUCUGGAGCGCAGGGGUGGGGCGGGCGGGCACCAGGGAGGAAGGGGAGCAAGAAUCAUGCCGACAGGCUGGUUACCUCUUUGCUGGCCAUGAGGAUAGACUGAAAAAGGAUUGGUGCCAUCUCGCUUGGCCAAUUUUGCAGCCUUGAGCCAGCGCCUAAAAGGGAGAAGGGGCUCUCUGCCAGUUCUACUGCCAGUCAGAAUUUGGGUCCUAAUUGGCAUUUGCUUAUGGCACCUCCUAGAGGACCACCUGUCUAGGAGGGUGGUGUUGGCCAGCACUUAGUGGGGGGAGGAAACAUAUGGGAGAGGAAGCAUUUCCCUAGAUGUUAUCCAAGUGCUUCUGGGGGAGGGGUGAGAGUGGCUGCGGCCAUCUGCUUUGGGUGGGUCCCAGGAGCUUGCUCCUUUUCUCCUCACAUUAGCAAGCUUGGCCUGACUGCAUGGAGCUGGCAAGUAGAUGUCAGCAACCUGAGGUUGCAUCGAUGCUCAAUUGAUAGUGCCUGCUGGGUGUCCUGGUGUGAGUAGCCCGGGCAUGUCAGGAAGGAGUGCUGUGAUUGAAUAGUAAUGUCUGCCAUGGGAAUGGGAAGGGAGGGCAUAGCCCUCAUGCCAGGUCAUCUUUGACCUGGCUAAGCCCUGGGAAUCAGGUUAAGGCAUCCUGUGGGAUCUACAUUUGUGCCACUGGUGUGGCAUUUGUCAGUUUGCUACCCUAUCUUGAAUGAAAGACAGGGCCUUGGUCAGAGAGAGAAUGCACUGAACCCUGCUGAGGACAUAGGGUCAGCCCAUGGUGACAUUUUGGCUCCUUGCUGUCCGCCUCCUCUUUCUUCAUGUCCACCAUGCUCUUUAGCACAACCUCCUGAGGGUGGACAAAGCAAAGGACGGUGGUGUCAGAGGUCGAAACUGUUGUGUGUGACAGAGCACAGAGCACAAGACCUUCUGUGGUCUUUGCACAGAUGGCUGGAGGUUGAUGCACAAUGGCAAGGGGCAACUUGUCACUUUCUUUAAUGUUUCAAUAUUAACUGGAAUGCUGCCUCUUGGGUUCUCACCUGCAUGAAGGCUUGAAUUGGAUGUGAUACUGUCCAUAAUCUCCAAACCAUUGCCUGUCUCAGCCAUCAGCCCCAUUCACUAAGAGCAAAUGGGUUCCCCGUCCGCCUAGUGUAGAAUCCUCAGAGGUAGAUGAGUUUGCCUCUAGGGAGUUAGUGUGUAGGGGGGAUAUCUGGAUGAGGAAAGACAGGCAGAAGUUGCCUUCUCCCCAAAUAUAAGUGUUCUUUUUCAUGGUUUUGACUUUGACAUGAACUCCUGGGCUUUGGGGAAAAGGAAAGUUCCAUUCAUUUAAAUGACUAAGUUUGAAAGAGCUGAGUGGGUUGGGGAGAAGCUUCUAAGAGAGGGGACAUUUCCUUAGAAGUCAUGCAGGCGGUUCUGGAGAAGGCAGAAAAGAGAUGUGUCAGGACUCUUAUCUUAAAAAUGCAAAGAACUAGGUGUGUAAUUUCUAAACACUCAUAUUACAGGUGGCAAGAUGUCACUCCCACAUGGGAUAUCUUCAGGAUACUGGGCUUGGAAUUAAUGGUGUCUUUGGGAUGACUUCUGAUUCUACUGUCCCGGGCAAAUCAAAAUCCUUAUUUCAAGAUGGUUGACCUCUCAUAGGCAUGUCGAGAGAUUGGAGGACUGGUUUUGGGGAUAUCUUUGGAAAAACCAACAAGCAGUAGUCCAUAGGGAGAUGAGAAAGAAUUCAUCUUACAGCACUGGGUUAAUUAGAACGAGAUUGCCCUUUCCUCAAGGAGGAGAUUCUAUUUCUCCCCAUGCAGCCAGCACUGCUGAUUUGGCUUGAGUGUUCCUUCAGGUGGAGCUGAGCAAUGGUUUAUGGGAGCUGCCCAGUUUCCUUUCAUUCAAUUCCACCUCCUUCCUGAACUCCAACAGAGGUGAAAAGGGAAAAAAAUCUGCAGAUAGCAAAUUGUGUGUGGGGGUGCACAGAGAGCAGCUGGCAGCCUCUGUACCCCCAACUUCCUGCCUCAUUUUGUGCAGCCUUUUCUGAGCAGCCUAUACUGCCACACUGCUGGCCCCUCACGCAUGGCAGCUGGCCACGUUGGUAGCUGUCAGGACGUAUAACGCCCACCUAUUGGUUGAUGUUUUUUCCUUUUGCCAGGUGAUUAUGUCUGUUUGGUAUUUUCCAUCAUUCUAAUCUUUAAGUAAAAGUGAAACUAUUAAGGAAAAUUAUUCUACUCCCUUCUCUCUCCCUAAAAACAUCUGUCUGUCCUCUUUUUGUCAACAAACUCAGACAGUGGAUUGUGGCAAAGAAAGUCCUCCACUCAGAGGCUGAUACUCAGUUGAGUCCCAGUCUGCUGUGAAGUCGCUGGUGGUCUUAGGCACCUGAAGUGUUUUCAGGGCUAAGUUUUCCUUUCAUUGAGCGCUGGAGAGGUAGAUUAGCAGGUCUCUCAGGCUCUGCUCAGUUCCGACAUUCUGCUGACAUCCUCUGGUUCUAGAUCUGAUGUUGACUGUCCUUUCAAGGAAAAACUUGGAAUAGAAGGAAAGGCCCUUUCACAGCAGCAACCUCUGCUUCCUGAUUAAGUCCUGUCAUCCGUACCAGCCAAUCCCCUGCCAAGGAAGUUACGUUUGAUUCAUUUCCAUGGAAUUACAAGUGAGAGACACUUUUAUGACCUGGUGGACAGAGCAGGAGAUUCUAUGUCGGCUCUCCUGGUCCUUUCCUUGCCCCUGUGGGCCUUUCAGCGUCUCAGUUUACACAUCUGCCAAAGGGGUAGAAUUAUACUUCUUUUUACAGGUAAAUUUCAAGGCACGAUCAGUUUUCAGGAAGUGCUUCAAGACCCCAGGCGAAAUGAAAAUGCUAAGUACCCUCUGAAUUUCCAUCCCUGUUACCAGGUGCUGCUUCUUCAAAUGUGGGGAGCACUUUUCAGGGUGAAAUUCAGGCGAGUUUUGCCCAGGCCUACUGUCUUGAGUACAAAUGUGAAUGAUCGACUGACUGCUUGUUGCCAAACUGGAAAUGUUCUGUAGGGAUUUACUGGCAUGGUAUCAUUCCUAGAAGAAAAAAAAAAGA
Molecule: messenger RNA, 4743 nt
Organism: Galeopterus variegatus (Sunda flying lemur)
Lineage: Eukaryota; Metazoa; Chordata; Mammalia; Dermoptera; Cynocephalidae
Gene: NUAK1
Product: NUAK family, SNF1-like kinase, 1
Exons: 6
Coding region: 1-1701 (566 amino acids)
Biological process (GO): microtubule cytoskeleton organization; protein phosphorylation; intracellular signal transduction
Cellular component (GO): cytoplasm
Molecular function (GO): tau-protein kinase activity; protein serine/threonine kinase activity; ATP binding
Source: RefSeq, a predicted model, not a curated record